Molecule: messenger RNA, 2103 nt
Organism: Penicillium manginii
Lineage: Eukaryota; Fungi; Ascomycota; Eurotiomycetes; Eurotiales; Aspergillaceae
Exons: 4
Coding region: 1-2103 (700 amino acids)
Biological process (GO): DNA-templated transcription
Cellular component (GO): nucleus
Molecular function (GO): DNA-binding transcription factor activity, RNA polymerase II-specific; zinc ion binding; DNA binding
Source: RefSeq, a predicted model, not a curated record
AUGUCUUUGCCUCCUUCCGCUCGUCCGUACCGGUCCAAACGACAUCGGCCAUGCGAUCAAUGCCGAUCCCGAAAGCUGGGAUGCCAGACGGGCGACGGCAUCCCUUGUCAACGAUGCCGAGCUGCCAGAAUCGACUGUACCUUCGACAACCCACCCCCUAAACGUGCACGACUCUCGGAAUCGCUCUCCUUCAGCAUCUCAAGUGUUGAUGAUCUGCCGACCACCUCGCACGGCGAAGUUGGGGAGAUCUUGGUCGCGGAUAUCCCCCACUUGAAGAGCCCUUCCGAAAGUGUUCAGUCCCCCUUCCCAUCACUCGAGUUCGGCCAAGUCAGUGGUCCAUCGCCGGUCCCGGGAAUUCCUCUUGCUACCCGACCGCCGACUCAAUUUGUCCAGAGCAUCGACCGAUUGGAACAUGGCUAUGCGCAGUUGUUUGGUGCUUCCGCCGAGUCGGAUCCGUGGCUACUCCGACAUUGCCGUUUCGACGACUCUGGAAUGAAGUAUUUCUACAAAAUCCACUUUCGGAAUGCCGGUGGCGUCCCCACUGCUCAACGUAUUCCUGUCCAUUUCAUGAUAUCAUCCGGCGAUCUAUCUGACGGACUCAAGCAGGAAACCAGGGCAGGUCUCGGCCAAGUCACACGGGAACAUCUUGACUGUCUGGUGCCCCCCCGAGUAUGGAAGGAGACUAGUCGCGCUUAUGUAUUUCCUGCGCUGCCGGUAAUAUCUCGCUCCCAACUUGGGUUGACCACACCCUCGUAUCAGCUCCCGGAGCUGUCCGUGCUGGCCAAAGUCCCCAUUCAUCUGUUGGCCGCUAUCUACGCAUCGGCAUUUCCUUUCGUCGCUCAUGAUGACUACCUAUGUGUCCUCAACACCUACCACUCAUCUCCCGUCCAAAGACUGUGGCGAAUGGUGUACGAGCUCGUGAGUGAAGAAAUCCACACUCCGCGUCUUGCGGUUCUCCAGGCGGCUUUAUUAUACCUCCAUCAGCAGCCCACCGACGAGGCCAGGUACACAACCGCCGAUACCCCAUUUCUUUGGUCCUUUGUGGGGCAAAUCGUCGGCUUGGCCUGUUCCCUUGGCGUACAUAUUGAAUGUCGCAUGUGGGGGAUUCCGGCUUGGGAGAAACGUCUCCGACGCCGACUAUGGUGGGCUGUCUUUGCCGAAGAUAAAUGGCGCAGUUUAUUGAUGGGGCGCCCGCCUUAUAUCCACCCAGCCGAAUGGGACGUCAGUGAACUAGACGAGGGUGACUUCUUGGUUGGGCCGCGACAGGGUUUCUCGACGUCUUCUUGUGACACAGAAAUCCCCUUUCGGUAUCUGGUUAACCUCGCUCGAAUCGCAGAGGAAAUCCAUGAAACGUUCUACACCCUGCGAGCCUCCCAGAUCCUGAACGCAAACUUUGACGCUUCUGCAGACCUUGGGCGAGACCUGUUGGAGAAACUGAACACCUGGUACUCUACUCUUCCGGAAACAUUUCGUCUCCCUAAUUGGAGCAAAUCAGUACACGGCCAAGCACCCUAUCCGACAUCUAUUCACUUUGCAUAUUUACUACUCGCCGUGUAUGUGUACCGGGCUAUGUUACGACCGAUGGCGCGAUCGUCAGAUCCUCCAAUGAUCUUCGACCUAGAAGAGAUGGCGGCCACCUCCCCGCUGCCCGUGGACGACCCGACAUUGGAUUUUGCCGACGCCUCUGGGAUCGAGUCAUUCCCCGAACUCUCCAUGUCUGAUGUAAGUGGCACCAGCGAAAUAACUCUUCACGCGGCGGAGAAGUGCGCAACAAUCCUGGUGAACUUCACCCGGAGGCUUACACCUAGUGAUUUCACGGGAUUUUGGUAUUCAUGGUCUCGUAUUGGAUUCGCGACUGUUUCGAACUUUCUCAUGCUCCUACUUGUCCAGGCGCCCAACGCCUCGCAUGCAGCACGAGGGAAAUAUCUGGUGGAGUCAUGGCUGCAAGUCCUUCGAUGUCAGAGCCAGAGUUUUCCCCACGUCAAAUUGGGACUUGCACGAUUAGAUGCUAUGCACUGGGCUGGCCUGGAGGAUACAUUUGUUCUCCCCCCACAUGUGCAAGAAGCCACAGCUAACCUCGAGGAAGACAGGUCGAUUGUAUGA